Molecule: messenger RNA, 2698 nt
Organism: Durio zibethinus
Lineage: Eukaryota; Viridiplantae; Streptophyta; Magnoliopsida; Malvales; Malvaceae
Biological process (GO): chromatin remodeling
Cellular component (GO): Ino80 complex
Source: RefSeq, a predicted model, not a curated record
UAAAAAGCGUUAAGGCAAAGAAAGGAAGAAAGAGCGAACGGAAAGAAAAGCGCGAGAAAGAGAGAGAGAGGUGAGUCGGGUCGGCGUGUCAAGAGACCGAAUCAAAGACCAAAAAAUCUAAAAUCCCGCUUCCAAGGUCCAAUCCAUCCAAACGAAAAAAAACACAGGGGGGUUGGUGUGGCAAUAGCCAAAAAAUGGUGAACGAUGUCCUUUACCUCUAUCUUUCCUUUCUCAUUCUCAUCAUCGUUGUUAUUACAACUACUAUAUAUCCUUCUCUAACCCUGGCACUUCGUUAUCUUUUUAACAUUCUAACCCCUUUCUUUUCUCCUUCUCUACGAAAAUCCCUAUUUUUUUCACAUUCCCACCUAAUCUAUUUACCCUCCACUCUCCCUCUAAUCUCUUUCUCUCUGCUCUUUCGUCAUCAUCUUUUUUUAUUCUUUCUUCUCUAUCGACGGUUCCUCGAUUUCUUCUGUACGGCCAUAUCGACAAGUGAUUUGCGAUCUGUGCAGUAUAAAGUCACGUGUUUUGAUUUUCGUUCUUUUAGGAUUAGUGGUCUUGCUGGAUUGUCCUUCUGGUGAAAUUUGGUGAUAAUAACUUUAUUUCCAUGGAAGAGUUUUCCGGCUCUCAUUUUGAUGGUGUGAACAAUGCUGUGAGGAAGAAGAGGAGCCAAACUUCUCGUCGGCCUCGUCCUGAUUCACAGUCUUUUGCUGAAAGUCAAGAUAACUCGCCCUUGUCAUCAACACCUCCUUCAGAUGAUGUCAGCAAGGUCUCUAGUGAUGAGAAUGCUGGUGGUGAUGCUAAUUCAAAGCGGAAAGAGUUCAAUGUCAAUCAAUUUGUUUCUAGGAUUUCUUCUGCUGUUGGUUUUGAAGUUGAGAAAGCCCAUAAAAGAAAGAAAGAUGGAGAAUUCAACGCGUUUUACAACAAUGAGCCUCGCCGAAGUGGGUCAAACAGUAAGCGUUCCAGUGAGGGUGUACUAGCCCCUACUAAUUGGAAAAGAACAAGCAAGGAGAAGGAGUGGCUGGAAUUAGAAUCGAGGAAUAUAGAAAUAUAUGGUGGAAAGAAUGAUGAGAUUCAGAGUUCAGUGCAAGGAGCUGUUAUUGAUGUUAAUGAAAGCAAGGUUAAAAAAGUCAAGCUCAAGGUUGGUGGUGUUACACGCACAAUUCAUGCCAACUCGACAGCUAAUGGGUUUCCUGGGAAUGGGUCUUCUACAAGGAAGAGCAACCUUCAGGAAAGUACUGAUGAUGUUCACUCCCCUCUAGAUAAAAGGACUGGUUUGCAAGGAGUUCCCUGGAAAGAUUUCUCCAAGGGUGGUUUUAGUUUUGGGAAGGAGGAUUCUUUGAUGGGAAAGACGUCUGGAAAAAAUAUCUCUGGUAAACGAGAAGACCAGGCUGGCUUGGUUCGUAAAAGCAAGCGGGUCCCAAAGAGACGUGUACUGGAUGGGGAAUUUGGUGAGGAUGACGGGGAUGAUGAGAUCCGCUACUUGGAGAAACUUAAAACUUCAAAGAUAGGUCCAGCAUAUAAUGAAGAUGAAGAUGAAUCAGCUAAGAAACAGAAAAAACUCUCUAGGGUUUCCAACAUAGAAAACUUUGGCACUUCAAGGUCUAGCAAAGAUGAGAAAAGGAAGCACAGAUCAGAUAGGGUAUCCGAGGAUACAGACUAUGAGGAAGAAGAUGAACUAGUGUCUGGUAGUGAGCUUGAAGAUAAGAAGAAAAAGAAGCAGAGGAAAGAGUCUGUUGAUGCAUUGAUGGAGAGUAAGAGGGAAAUAACUCUCACAACACGUCAACGGGCCCUUCAGUCAAGCAAAGAUGCCUCUUCUGCCCCUAGCUCAAGCUUAAUUGAGUUUCCAAAUGGUUUACCACCUCCUCCAUCGAGAAAGCAAAAGCAGAAACUCUCAGAAGUGGAGCAGCAGCUAAAGAAGGCAGAGGCCGCUCAGAGACGAAGGAUGCAAGUUGAAAAGGCUGCUAGGGAGUCUGAGGCUGAGGCUAUUAGAAAAAUACUUGGCCAAGAUUCCAGCAGGAAGAAGAGGGAAGAGAAAAUGAAAAAGCGUCAGGAAGAAUUGGCACAGGAAAAGGCUGUCACUGCAGAGAUGCUCGCAUCAAAAACCAUCCGAUUGGUCAUGGGUCCUACAGGGACAACAGUCACAUUUCCCAGGGAUAUGGGUUUCCCUAGUAUCUUCGACUCCAAACCUUCUAGUUACCCUCCGCCACGUGAAAACUGUGCGGGUCCAUCGUGUGCUAAUUCAUACAAGUAUCGAGAUUCGAAGUCAAAGCUACCUCUUUGUAGUCUGCAGUGCUACAAAGCAAUUCAAGAACAGCUGCUGGCUGAAACUCCCUGCUAAUGUUGCUAAAAUCCAGUUCUAACCUCUGUGUAAGGUAUACAUGCAAUCAGAGAUCAAUAUGAUGGCAUAAUUUUCAACUUAGCAUAGAGAGAUUAAACUGAGUAUGUAUUCAUUGCCCUCCUUUACAGCUCAUUGAAAGGAUAUUCAGACGUUUUGUCCCUUCAAAUUAGUGAAAUUAAUCUUAUUACCGUUGACUGUCAAGUUGGAAGAAAGCACGAUACGUGGCUCGGAUUAUUUUUCCAAUAUUAACAGUGCAAGCAUGAAUAUGUAUACUAGAAAUUUCCUUGCAGAUAAUUUUAUUUAAAAAAAUUUAUUAUCUUGUAUGUUUUAAUGUAUGUCAAUAUUGAAUUAUUGAUGCAA